CAUUGAGAUUGGACACAAGAAGUUAUAAUUUACAUGGGAAAAGACUCUGUGUAGCUUGUAUAUUGUGUGUGUGGCUCUUCAAAGUUUACAACAUUUGUGUGUCGUCCCAAGCGUAAACAGACUAUGACUGACCUCGUGAUCUCAUAUCUGUACUGAUAUCAGCACUAAGGACCGGACUUAGAGCAGUAAACGACACAGAAAUCCAACAUGGAGCUACCGAUGCUUGUGUUCUGUACCCUCUUGAUGGGUUUAUCCCUGUGGAAAUUGAACAGUUUGGUUCAAAAAUAUAAAACAUACAUCGAACUAUAUACAUCCGACAAAGUGAUCAGAUUUGGAAAGUUUCAUCCGUUAUGGGGACAUUUACAUUUGCUAGUUCCUCUCUUUAAAUUCCAAAUCUUGGUGGAUAAAGGGAUGCGUGAGACAGGACGGAAAGUGUCCUGCUACUGGAUGUCCUUUCUCUACCCAAUCCUCGGGGUGUGUCAUCCAGACACAGUUAAGAUACUCCUUAAAUCAAGUACGCCGAAGAACAAACAGACAGGGGGUGGUUACUUCACGCUUCUGCCGUGGUUAGGUGAUGGACUACUGAUCAGUGACGGUAAGAAGUGGGAAAGAAACAGACGCUUGUUGACACCAGCAUUCCACUUCGACAUUCUCAAAACUUACGUACCCAUCUAUAACAAAGUGUUCGACAUCUUUCUGGAUGAAGUAGAAGUAGCGACCAGUGGCGGUAAAAGUACGGAGAUUCAUCACAGAGUAGGACUCGCUACACUGGAUACUCUGUUACGCUGUGCCCUGUCGUACGAGGAUAACGUACAGGAACAGGGAUCAAAACAUCCCUAUGUAAACGCGGUCCGGAUCCUUACCAACCUCUCAGUCAAGAGAAUAAUGGAACCAUGGUUACACCCAGACAUAUUAUAUAGGUUGUCAUCAUCUGGAAGGACAUUUUUCAAAUAUGCAAAGUUUGUACAUGAGUUUGACGAGAAAGUCAUCAAGGAAAGAAAACAAGCUUUGGCGGCCGACAAGUCAGUCAUAACUAAGCGUCGGCUAGACUUUCUGGAUAUUCUGCUGACCGCACGGGACGAGCAGGGCGAGGGGCUGACCGACCGUGAGGUUAGGGACGAGGUCGACACCUUUCUGUUUGAGGGUCAUGACACGACGGCCUCCUCUCUAAGUUGGGCCAUUUACUCAUUAUCAAAAAACCUGAAAGAGCAACAAAAGGUCUACGAGGAAGUAACGAAAGUACUUGGUGACAGAACACAAGUUGAAUGGUCUGAUAUAAAGGAGCUUUCUCGUCUGGCUUUGUUCCUGAAGGAAUCCAUGCGUAUGUAUUCUCCAGUGCCUUCAGUAGGCCGUAUCACAACAGAGGAAAUAGACCUAGACGGACUCAAGGUUCCCGCCAAUAUGCAGAUAUACGUGUUGAUACAUGCUCUUAACAACCGGGAGGACAUAUGGGGCGACCCCGAGACGUUCCGACCAGACAGAUUUAUAGACGAACCCGAGAAGGAUCCAUACAGCUACGUACCUUUCUCUGCUGGUUCCAGAAACUGUAUAGGGCAACACUUCGCUUUGGAUGAACAGAAAGUCGCUCUAGCAAAAUUAGUGCAGAGAUUUAAGGUACUACCUGACCCUAACCAUGAACCGGAACUAGUUUUUGAACUCGUCAUGCGCUCUAAUAAUGGAAUACGCAUAAAACUUGAGAAGAGAUGACCAGAUGUGCAAUAUGUACGUGUGUACUGUGAGACAUGUUACAUAGUGUUUAGUUAUAAUUACGUACGGUGAUUGUAGGUACCUGGUUGAUGCAUCGACAUCUAGUAUAUUCGCUUCUAUGAAUGUGAACUGUUUCCGUUAAACUGUAUAUGGACAAAAGAGCCGUCGAUGGUAUUACCCAGUAUUCAUUUUGCUGAAUGAGUGAAAAUAUUGUGUGGUGUUCAUAUAAUACAUACCUUUGAUUUGUAUGCGAUAUGUACUUUCAAUAUAACGUAAACAGGGUGUCUGUUAUUAUGAACAUGUUUGUAUAGGCGCAUAAUAUGGUAUGUAUAUACAAUUAAAAAUCAAUUAAAUAUUUAGACAAUUAAACGUAAUCGGUGGUUGGUCCUAUAUUAGCACAACUUGAAAAGAUGGCUGAAAAUUAAUGUAAAACCAUCGCAAAUGUGAAAAAAAAAAUCAACUUGCUGUUAAUGGUGUUUGGUGAGCGCUUUUGAGUCUGAUUCCGACUGUUGAUCUUUUCUGUUCUCAUAUAACACACUUAUUUUCUUAUUUUCACUUUCCAGCAUUUUAUCAAAUAUUGUGCUUCAGUCAUUAGAGUGUUAUGUCACAUCAUUGUGUUGGUGGGUGUGUGCUUGAAAACAUAAUCUGAUCCUAAAAUUCGAAUGAGCAAGAAACUAUAAUAAUGUAAAGCUGCAAUGCCCGAUUUACUUGAACAACACGUAGACACUACAUCAAGAAAUAGCAUGGAUAGGGCUGUGAACGCAAUUAACUCAGUGUCGUUAUGGCACUUCCCUUCGCGUCAAGCAGACAUUUAGGUGUGGGUUGUCUGUUCCAGGAAUAGUGUUAGCGCUGACGAUAUAGAUACUUUGCUAACGAAAAUACUACAGAAUACUAAUAUUUAGUGAACUUAUAUAUCCUAA
Messenger RNA from Mizuhopecten yessoensis (Yesso scallop), 2627 nucleotides. Its product is annotated as cytochrome P450 4F4-like. Gene Ontology annotation, molecular function: heme binding; oxidoreductase activity, acting on paired donors, with incorporation or reduction of molecular oxygen; monooxygenase activity. Lineage: Eukaryota; Metazoa; Mollusca; Bivalvia; Pectinida; Pectinidae. Bases 208 to 1707 code for a protein of 499 amino acids. The record is from RefSeq and is a predicted model, not a curated record. The transcript has 13 exons.